GAAUGACACGCCUUUCAUCGAAAUAGUGAUUAUUUCUUUUUUAGUUAAACCUAAAUGAAACAGAUUUUUAAAUGUGUGACUAAACUACCCAAUGAAGUUUUCAAGCUAACAAUGUUGGACAUUCCAAUAAGUUUAAUAAGUUCCUGUUAUUUUAAGUUUGCAGGUGUGUGAUGUGUAAUGACGACUGAAAUACUGACCCAUCUGUAGGUCAAGUAAGCAAUGGAGUUUAUGAAUUUGUUUUGAGAAAAUUAGUUCAUUGGUGUUAAAUCUGUGAAAUUCUCUUAUUCCAACGAGUUUUUUUAGUGUUUGUGCUGUUUACAAGUGUCGAAAAUAGACUUCUAGUUUAUUUAAGACCAGAACCGAACAACAUUCCAGAAGCAUUCCAGCAGCAACGAAGAUUCCAGGAGACAUUCCACCCGGUAUAUAAUGGGUUCGAGUGACUGAUGUGGGAGAAUGGAGGAGGGUAACAACAGGUACAUCGUGCAGGUGUUUGUGGGAGCGCUGUCACAGCACUAUGAGGCACUCUCGGUGGAAGCCAGCAAGCAGACGACGAGUGAGGAGAUCGUGCUGUGUAUCGCGGAGAGACUGUCGCUGUGUGGGGCGGCAGGGUUUGAACUGGCCGAGGUGGUGGGCGAUGCACUCGGGAGAGAGUGUAAGGAGAGACGACUGGGACCGGCGGAAUGUCCUGUCGCCGUUAUGUUACUGUGGCCCAAGACGAGCUCAGCGCAACAGGAGUUCUAUAGGUUCUACCUGAGGGAAAAGCUAAGUGACAACUUGUGGUCAGACGGGUUCACGAUGGACCCGCAACUGAUCCGGGACUACUUCUACCGCUUCCUGUACCAGCCGCAGGACAGGGAAUAUCCAGACUUGUGUCAGCUGCCGGACCUUAACGAGCAGACGCUGUUGGAGAACCUACGAUCACGCUUUCUUAACGGCCACAUCUACACCUACGUCGGCUCCAUACUGAUUGCAGUCAAUCCUUUCAAGUUCCAUCCGAUCUACAAUCCCAAGUAUGUCAAGUUGUACCAACACCGAAGACUGGGUCCGGAGUUGCCUCCGCAUAUCUUCGCAGUAGCUGACUCUGCGUAUCACAGCAUGCUGCGGAGUAAACGCAACCAGUGCAUCGUCAUCAGCGGGGAGAGCGGCAGUGGCAAGACGGAGAGCACCAAUCUCCUGCUCCACCACCUGACAGCGUUGUCACAGAAGGGAGCGCAAGGCAGUGGCGUGGAGCAGACGAUACUGAGCGCAGGGCCAGUGUUGGAGGCGUUCGGUAACGCCAAGACAGCCCAUAACAACAACAGCAGUCGCUUCGGCAAGUUCAUCCAGGUCAACUACAAGCCCAACGGAAUGGUGCACGGUGCCGUGGUGCAGAAGUAUCUGUUGGAGAAGUCGCGCAUUUGCUCACAAGGUCGUAAUGAGCGCAACUACCACGUCUUCUACUACCUGCUCAAAGGCGCUUCCGAGGAUGACCGUACCACUCUGCAUCUCCGCAAGGCUGAGCAAUACAACUACCUCAACAGGAGUGGCUGUUUUGUGCUGGAGAACGUGGACGAGAACCAUGAGUUCUCCAGGCUGAAGCAGAGUAUGGAGAUGGUAGGGUUUACUCCAGAGAAGCAACGCAGACUGUUCGCCGUCCUCUCUGCUGUGUUGCUGUUAGGAAACGUAGAACUGCUGCCUCGCAAGUCUGUGUACCACCACGACGAGGGUGUGGCAGUUGGCAACACUGAAGUAGUAGAUAUCAUCAGCCGACUGUUGAGGGUCAAGCGAGAAACGCUGUUGGCAGCACUGACUGCUAAACGAGCGAGAGCUUCAGGCGAGACAUUAGUCAUCAACUACAGACUCCCUGAGGCUAUAGCAGCAAGAGACGCCAUGGCCAAGUGUCUGUACGGAGCGUUGUUUGACUGGAUCGUACUGCAAGUCAACCACGCUCUACUGUCCAAAAAGGAUACUCUUAGGGAACAUCAGGGCAACUCCAUCGGUGUCCUGGAUAUUUUCGGGUUUGAAGAUUUUGGCCCAUACAACAGUUUCGAGCAGUUGUGCAUCAACUACGCCAACGAGCACUUGCAGUACUACUUCAACCAACAUGUGUUCAAGUACGAGCAGGAGGAGUACCGCAAGGAAGGCAUCCGCUGGAGCGACAUUGACUUUCUGGACAAUACAGCUUGCCUGCAUCUGAUAGAGGCCAAGCCCAGUGGCCUGCUGUGUCUGCUGGACGAUGAGUGCAAUUUCCCUGGUGCAUCCAAUGAGACCCUCCUGCAAAAGUUCAACUUGGUACACAAGGACAAUGCCUUCUAUGAGAUGCCUCACAAGCGGGAGCCUGCCUUCAUUGUAAGGCACUACGCUGGCAGGGUCAAAUAUCAGGUUGCGGAGAUGCGGGAAAAGAACCUGGACCUGAUGAGGACUGAGAUGGUCGGUGUUUUGAAAAACUCCUCAAUGGCGUUUGUGCGAGAGCUGGUUGGCGCAGACCCGGUGGCGGUGUUCCGGUGGGCCAUCCUGCGUGCAUUCUUCAGAGCACACUUUGCAUUCAACGAGGCUGGCCGGCGCCAUCGCCAGUUCAGAGAUGGAUCCAGGCCAAGUCUUGUUCAUAACAGAUAUCGCAAUGAAAACUUAAUCAGCCAUCUUGUGACCGUGUCAUCAGUUAACCUCACGGUUAACAGGAUAGCAUUGUACCCAAGAUAUGGUGCUAGCACUUCUAACUUACCAACGAAGACGAAACAAAACAACGACAAGUUCGACGAACAACGAAAAGAGCCACAAAGAAACAACCGUUUCAGUUGGCCGAACCAACAACCAACGAAUCAGACAACGAACAAACAACGAACCCCAGACAGCGACAAAAAACCUGUCUUCCGACGAGCCAUUAAUCCUGAAGAUGCUAAAGUUUUUGAACGUGCGACUCAAAUCGUGAUGAAGAACAAGUCCUUCAGACCUCGACAGCAGGGCAAGAAGGGAUUGAAGAACUUGGAGAGUAUCAAGACGCUGGCUGGCCGGACACAGACACAUACACACAAGGCUCGUAAACAACCACUUACGGUGACUGCUCAGUUCCAGCAAUCUCUGCACAGCCUCAUGGACACGCUCAACCAGGCCAACCCGUUCUUUAUACGGUGUAUCAAGAGCAAUGCGGAAAAGAUUCCAAACACGUUUGAUGAUGACACAGUCCAAAGACAGCUGAGGUAUACAGGCAUGUUGGAGACUGUGAGGAUCCGACAAGCCGGAUACAACGUCAGACUCACCUUUGAUGAAUUUAUCCAGCUUUACAGGAUACUUCUACCUAGAGGACUGCUCAGCUCUCAGAACGACGUGAAGGACUUCCUGCUGACAGUGAACCUCAACAGAGACAACUACCAGGUGGGAAGCUCCAAGAUAUUCAUGAGAGAGAGUGAGAAACUCAAGCUGGACUACAAGCUGCAUCAGCAGAUCAUGGCUGGCAUCGUAAAGGUUCAAAGGUGGUUCCGAGCUGUGUUGGAACGAAGAAGGUUUGUAAGGCUGAAAGAAGCUGUCAUUACAAUACAGGCUUACUGGAGAGGCGUGUUGGCUCGCAAGCAGGUGUACCAAGACAAACAGUGGAGCUCGGCGGCCGUGCAGAUACAAUCAGCCUGGCGCGCCUACUCCACCUGGCGUUGGUACCAGAAGCUCAAACGGAACAUCAUUGAGUUCCAGGCACACGCUCGCGGCUACAUCACCCGAAACAGGGUGCGCUCCAUGGUUCCUCGGAAGGCAAAACUAACCAACAGUAGACCGCCUUUGUCAACAGAGACGAGCCACGAAGAUGUCGGCAGCAGGGAUUCUGAGAGCAGUGGGAUCCAUGAAGAUAGUGAUAAUGAACAAAACCAUGAACCCCUUGCCAGGCGAAAUCAGCAAGACGACACUUUACAUGAAAUAAGAGUGGGAGACCCUAACAAAGAAAUACAAACAAAGAAGAAGUUAUCACCGAGACGGAGUAAAAACACUUUCUACCUGGAAGACAGUUCACUGGACGCCAAGGAGCGCAAGGGCAGUAGUGAUUCGCUCACGUCCACUCGGAGCAGCGACUCUCAAGUGCGAGACACGCUGUACAGAGCCAAGCGUCAGAUCCAGGCGCUCAUGGGUGUUGGAGCAAAUAAGAAGACAGACACACUGAGCGAUUGUGAGAUGGACGAUGUGAGAGAGCCGUUGUAUCACCCGAUGAUCGUGACUGGUCGUGCACCCACAGUGGACGCCGAGCCACUGGCACCGACACGACUGGCACGGCGCCGAGACAACGCUCAGCAAAUACCAUCACAGCUGGACUUGAAGCGAAGGAACAGUGACCCGGCGAACCGUCUGCCCCCUCCCCCUGCACCACCACCUCCGCUGCCCCCACUGCCAUCCCCAGACCUGGGCCUCCUGGAGUGGAAGGGCACGUCCAUGUUCACCAUCGCAGGACACAAUUUCUGCAAAGAGGGUCGGUUCUCCAAGGAGGACCGUUGUGCUUACUGUGACAAACCGAUGGAUGCCUUCCUCACUCAGGGACACAAGUGUAUAGACUGCAAAGCGUUGUUCCACCCCAAGUGUAUACAGAACGGUGGCGUGCUGUCGAUGCCGUGUGUGCCGAGGGUGAGUGGUGGUCGCAAGAAGCACCGCAAGACGACCCGCAGCCACGGUCACAACAUGCACGGCCCGCAGUCUCUCAGACCUUCGGCCCCGCAGCAACAACUGUCUCAGUUCAGUCUGACCGGCACCAGCGAGUUCACUGACCGAGCAGACCGCAUCAUAUCAGAUGUGCGUGAACUGCAACUGAUGCAGGACUUCAUCACAACCAAGAUCUACAAGAUAGAGAGUGGGGACAAGCAGAGUCAGGUAGACAGGGUGUUCAAGCAAGCUCUAAGAGAGUUCAAGGAUAACCUCGUAGCUACAUACAGUGUUGUCAACAAGCAGGGACCAGAGGCACUCAAUAUCAAGUAUAAGGAUCUGAUCGCCAACUUCCUCAGAGUGAUGGAGACAGUCUGCACCCAAGAGCAGACAAAGACUGACUUCCCGGUGACGAUGGGUGUGAACGCUUUCCGCGGCUUUCUCAACGAGUUCAUGGCGCAGACAAGAGUAGAGCAGGUGAAACCUCACAAAACGAAGAGGAAAAAAGAGAAGAAACGCAAGACGGAAGAUCCAAUUGCACACGCGGGCCACCAUUUUGUGUUGACUAUCAUCAAUAUACCCACCGCCUGUGAGAUCUGCACUAGUUUCUUCAUGUGGCCGCUGGAGCGGGGCCUCGUGUGUCAGAAUUGUAAACUGACCUGCCACAAGAAGUGUUACACCCAGGUAGGGGUGUGUCGUCUGCAGGUGGGGGCGGGGGGAGUGAUGUCACCUUUCCGAGUGUUCGGAGUCCCCCUCCACCAGCUGGCGACAGGCGAUGGGAAAGUCCCGCUGGUCGUAGACCGACUCAUCACCACUAUAGAGAUGUACGGCUUGUACAUGGAGGGCAUUUACAGAAAAUCGGGGGUAAGCUCCAAGGUUCGUGAGCUGAAAGCUAGAAUGGAGGAAGACAAUAUCGAAACCGUCCAAUUUGAACAUUACCAGGUCCACGUAUUGGCCAGUGUGCUCAAGAGUUUCCUGCGUGAGAUGCCGGAGCCGCUGCUAACGUUUGACUGUUACGAGGACUUCUUACGAGCCGCCAACCUUCCCGAGGACAGCGUCAGUUCGCUGUUUGCCAUCCUGCGGCGACUGCCCAAGCCCAACUACCACCUCAUGGAAAGACUUAUCUUUCAUCUAGCCAGAGUGGCGUCGCACGAAGAUGUCAACCGGAUGAACUCGAGCGCGUUGGCAAUAGUGUUUGCACCGUGCAUCCUGCGUACCAACAAGGCAGUGCCGGCGCAAGACUCGCUCAACGACAUCGCCCGCCAGACAAAGUGCAUCGAGAUAAUCGUCAGUGAGCAGUUGCGCAAACUGCGGAACACACUGGCGGACAUUGACACAUUGGACACUGCGGCGCAUACGGCUACACACCGGCUGUCUUCACUGAGAAGCUCAAAGAUAUUCACACCAGAAGAGCUGCUACCGCAGAAGACGGAUCUGGAGGAGGAGAUCCUGAUGGGUCACAUUGAGGAGUUGAGGAAGGAGAAGGCGAUCCUCACGUCCACGUUGCCCUCUCUCACCCGCACCACAUCCGACGACGACCUGCUGUCAACAGACGAUGGGAGUCUGGACGACGUCGAUACUCAACCCCAGCCGCUGUCGAGGCAUCGCAACCUCGGCCAGAAGAGGUGCAAGCGUCCCACAGACCCCCUUCCCCACCCCCACUCCAACUCCCAGGACUUUGACGAAGACCCCAUCAUGGUGUAACAUUCCUCCCCUCGCUCAGACGCAAGGACAUAAUCGAUGGUGCUUAUACAUAUUUAUACAUAUAUAAAUAACAUAAUUGUGUUAUCGAUAUUUUUUGAUUUGUACAAAAAUCAAUGAACGUAACGCUAUAUAAACUAGAUGUUCCUGUACAGACCGCGUAAGUGUUCGUGUCGGAUUGUAAUUAUAUUUUGUACAGAAAUGUUCUAACUAUGAUUUAACACGUGGAUUUUGUAACGAUUUAUCUUCUAGCGUAAGUUUUUAACAAGCCUUGUAAUGGGGGUUCUUGUUUUGAAGACUGUCCGAGUCGAUCAGUUAACUAGGAAUUCCAUUUGAACAAAUGAAUUUGAUAUUUUUAUUCUUGUAUCGCUGUGUUAUCGCCGGACAUUGAUGUGUGUGUGUUGUCAAACCGAUUCUAAAUCUGUACUCGUUAAGAUGACUGUGCGUUUUCAAUGUAUCCUUAACUGUACGCCGUUCCUUCCCAAGACAUAAAAAUAGACUUAAUUUUCUAUGUGUGAAUCACGUUACUAUAAUUUUUCAAAAGAUACGUCUCUGUGAUAUUAGUCGUGUUUAGGUCAUAAUUUAUUUUCUGUCAAUUUUUAUAUUUGUGGAAAGAAUGCCAAAAUAAACUGUUAGUAUUAUUUUUCUACAAAAAUGUUUAAGCAGUUUAUACUACUUACGAGAAGUGAAAGUACAAAACCAAUCUUUGUGCAUUUGCUUGUAUAUUUGAUUAUUUAACCAGUCGUUUUGUAGCCACACUUUUUAUUUAGUAGACUAGACAUUUUUACACGUCAUAACAAACAUUGGGGAGAAAAAGAGACCUAUAAAUAAACAUUCCAUAAAUGUGGAAGUUGACUUGAUCAUGCUUAAGUCUGUUGUCACUUGAUGUAAAACAUAAUGUGAAUUUAGGGUAUUGGCUGUUGAAAUACCAAUGACUAACAUUAGUCCAACAAUGAACAAAUAAUAUUCCAACGAACAAUAGCUAGUUAUAAUUAUUUGAAUUGGUGCCAAAUGAUUUUGUAUCUUUAGGAAAUCAAUUUAAACUCACAACUUCUGGUUUUUGCUAAUACAAUUCAUGAUUUUUUUAUUUUCUACUACCGAUUGUUAGUGCUUCAGAGAGAAUGUUUAUUGUUAAAUUGUUACAUGAAAAUGUGCUUAGAACAAACCGUAACAGAUUAGAACGAUUUUAUUUUAUGUUAUGUUUUUUGCACCGACAUAUUUGAUUAUUAUAAUUAUUUAACGUAACACUGUUUGCGAGGAACUUUUCCCAGACAUAAUUCUGGUUACUUUCUGCUAUAAUUUAUUAUUGUUAUCGCAAAGUGCUUCCUUUCUGUGUGUUUUUUAUAAAUAGAAAAAACUUACUAUUGUUAAAUUAUUUCAUGUUAAACUGUUCACUGGUUAAUGUUUACAACUUGUUUAUCAUACAAAAGGGUGUGUGGUGGUCAGAUUAAUUUACUUAAACAAUUUAUUGCCGGUAGUUCUAUUUACUAAUGGAUGAGUGACUCCAUGGAACGAAAGGGGGUGAGUAAUUUGUAAACAAACGUUAGGAUACAAAAAUCAAUAUAGUAUGAUUGUUUAGGCUACCAAGGUCCAAAAAUAAGAAGUUUGAAAAGUAGCCUCAAACUAAAAAAAAAAAACUAUAAAGGAAAAAGGAUCGGUUUUACCCUAGGUUUAAACAUCUUUCUAGACACUUCUAAAUAUUUGUUAUAAAAUUGCUUAGUAAAACUAUUGACCAAGAAACAAAUUAUUAAUGAUGAAAUUUCCUGUUACUUUUGCUAAGCAUACUGUUAUUGUUAUGACUGGACAAAAAGUUGUGUCGUCACUGUCGGGUUAUUGCAGCAGACCUAGUACUUUUUUAAUCUAUUGUUAUUUAAAUACGGAAUAAAUUUGACAAGAUUAAUGAGAUAUUUGAGUAAAAAUCCCAUCAGACAAAUUGAAAGUCACUUACUCUGCAGGUUUGCUGAAGCGGGGGUAUUUUAAUCAGAGCUAGUUACACUUUGGGCUCUAGUGACGAAUUUACUUUGGACUAUUUGGCUUUUUUAUCAGAUUUUUAUCAUUACCCAACCAAAUUUUUGUUGGAAAGAUACACACACCCUUUACGUAUACACUGUUAAAUAGAGCUUCCCUUUAUAAAUUUAUAUAUUGUUAUGUUUUUUGAAUAGUCUAAUCCAACUCACUUUUUGUCGUGGUACCCGGAACAGUUUUAACUGCAAAUAUUAUCAUCCCGCAUCAUAAGUAAAUGUACCUGGUCAAUGGGUUCAUUUUGGUGCAAAAACUAGGCAAAACCUCAUAUUUGUUUGUGUUUAUAAACACUUGGUUUUAUGCAGAUGUUUUCUGAUUAUAAUGGGCAUAAGUAGACGUUUGUUGUCUGAUAAGAAUAGGUAAGCUAAUUUAAUUUUGAUGGGGUGCUUGCUUACACCUUUGACUAUUAAUACAACUUCAGUAUCCAAUAGUCAAUGCUUACACAAAAUUGAUGGUGCAAAAAAUGCAUUUGAUUAUUUAGAGUCCAAUGUCUAAAAACCUUUUGGAAAAUAUUUUUGUGUUAGGUUCUGAUAAGUGAUAUGUUUGUAAAUUUUUCUAUUUGUUUUUAUCUUUUAACUUAAACAUCUUUUUUGACUUUUGGCAAAUAAUUGCCCAACAAUAGCAUGCUUUUGGCUGUUGUUUAUGCUAUCAUUUUCUUUAGUUGUGAAUUAUAACUAAAUUUGGAGUUGAAAUAUAUUUUAUUGCAUAUUAUCCAGAAGAAAAGUCUCAAUCAUUUUAAGUGAUCAAUUGAUUUUAUACGUAUUUUGUGAUUUUUAAUGU
Messenger RNA from Macrosteles quadrilineatus (aster leafhopper), 9096 nucleotides. Its product is annotated as unconventional myosin-IXa-like. Gene Ontology annotation, biological process: intracellular signal transduction. Lineage: Eukaryota; Metazoa; Arthropoda; Insecta; Hemiptera; Cicadellidae. Gene Ontology annotation, cellular component: myosin complex. The record is from RefSeq and is a predicted model, not a curated record. The transcript is spliced from 35 exons. Gene Ontology annotation, molecular function: ATP binding; GTPase activator activity; protein binding. The coding region runs from base 454 to 6297 and encodes 1947 amino acids.